AUGAAUAAAAAUUUUGAUGAUGAAGAAGUGAUAACAUUUUUCGAGCAGUCACUAGAGAAUUCUAUUACAGACUUUUCUUCUGAUUCUGAUGACAAUUAUGAACCUGGCAAGAGAUCAGCAUCUAAAAUGGUUAAAGCAGAAGCAGAAAAACUUACAGAAUGUUUUAUGGAUGAAAGGUUUGAUAAUGGCGUUGACACUUCCCGAAAAGUUGUGAAAAUUUAUAGAAAUAAUAAUACCAAUACUUACACACGUAAUAAUAGCAAUACUACUGGUAAUAAUAACAACAAUAUUACCGGUUAUAAUAAUAAUUUUAUGCGUAAUGAUCGCAGUAGUAAUAAUAGAAAUUUUAACCGUAGUAAUAAUUAUACUAACAACAUUAAUCGUAAUAGUAAUUAUAGUGGUAAUAAUUAUAGUCGUGGCAACAGCUAUUCUGAAUCCAGACAUCAUCGGGGUCUGAACAGUCGAAAUUACUCACCUGCUAAUUUUCAAAAUUCUCGAUCUGAGCCCAUGGAUAUUGAUCCGUCUACCUCAAAUCAUAGAAUAACACCAUAG
Molecule: messenger RNA, 552 nt
Organism: Condylostylus longicornis
Lineage: Eukaryota; Metazoa; Arthropoda; Insecta; Diptera; Dolichopodidae
Exons: 2
Coding region: 1-552 (183 amino acids)
Source: RefSeq, a predicted model, not a curated record